Molecule: messenger RNA, 298 nt
Organism: Sinocyclocheilus grahami
Lineage: Eukaryota; Metazoa; Chordata; Actinopteri; Cypriniformes; Cyprinidae
Product: WD repeat-containing protein 13-like
Exons: 3
Source: RefSeq, a predicted model, not a curated record
GGAAGCAUUUUCUCCUUCCUCUUUGACAUGGCCACAGGAAAACUGACCAAAGCUAAGAGGCUGGUGGUGAACGAGGGCAGCUCUAUCUCUAGUAUCUCAGCCCGCUCGUGGAUCAGUCGAGAGGCACGGGAUCCGUCGCUGCUCGUCAACGCCUGUGUCAACAAACUACUGCUCUACAGGGUCGUGGAUAAUGAGGGAACACUACAGCUGAAGAGGAGUUUCCCCAUUCAACACGGAUCCCAACCGCUGCACAGCAUCUUCUGUCCUCUCAUGUCCUUCAGACAGGGAGCCUGUGUUG